AGCGUUUAAAAAAAUUAAGUACUUAUUCCAAUAAUUUUAAAACAUAAUUAAAAAAUCCAUUGUUUUCUUACGUCUACUUUAAAAUGUACGUUUUAACAUUAAUAUCGUUUGGUUGCUUCUUGCUAUUAUCACCAAUUAUUAUAGCAAAAGCAGAGCAUCCACCAUUUUCCGAAUUUUUUUCAACAGAAGAGAACACUAGAAUGAAAUUAUUCAAAGAUAUGAUGUUGGUAAAUUGGGAUUAUGCAACUUUCCAAGACUGUGUCACGUCAUCUAACGUAAACCAGCACAUUCUAGAAUACGGCAUUAUUAAUUUUUAUGUUCCAGAUGAUCCAACUCUUAAAGAUUUUUUAAUGUGUUAUGGUCGCAAAAGGGAUAUACUUAAUGACGACGGAAGCAUAAACUAUCAGGUGUUAUUCAACUUUUUGAGCGCUUUUGACUGUGGCAAUGAAAGGGAAACUCGUAAGACAAUAGGAAUGUGCAGACAAAAAGUAGGAAUAACCGGGCCGGAUAUUGUAUAUCAGACUUUAAAAUGCAUCACGAUCAGAUUUCGAAGAUUUAUUCACAAACCAAAAUGGUGGUUAGUUUACGAUACCUAUUAUGGUUACUCUUACUAUUCAAAUUAAUGACUGUUCUUUAUUUAUUUUUUAAUUAAUUUAUUUACGCAUUACAAAAUAAAAAUAAAAGAUAUUGCUA
Messenger RNA from Psylliodes chrysocephalus, 693 nucleotides. The record is from the annotation of a GenBank genome assembly. NCBI's taxonomy places the organism in Eukaryota, Metazoa, Arthropoda, Insecta, Coleoptera, Chrysomelidae.